Molecule: messenger RNA, 969 nt
Organism: Ornithorhynchus anatinus (platypus)
Lineage: Eukaryota; Metazoa; Chordata; Mammalia; Monotremata; Ornithorhynchidae
Gene: SLC51B
Product: solute carrier family 51 subunit beta
Exons: 4
Coding region: 345-719 (124 amino acids)
Biological process (GO): bile acid and bile salt transport
Cellular component (GO): plasma membrane
Molecular function (GO): protein heterodimerization activity; transmembrane transporter activity
Source: RefSeq, a predicted model, not a curated record
AGGCAAGGAAGACUUCAGAGUUCAGUUUAAUGAAGAGUUCACUCACCUCACAUCGUAAAGGUAAACUCCAGGAUUGGGUGUGUUGCUAUCAGCGGAGAGUGGCCUUCGGGUUUCGGGUUUAUAAACACCGGGCGAGCAAGGGUGGUUCCAGCAAGGAGGGAUCUUUGGAGCCAGGAUCUGCCUUCUGCUGGGUCAAGGGGGGAAGAGGGGGAAUCUUUCUCUGCCGCAAACUACCAGGAAUCAGCAGCCGAGGCAGAGGGAGGUCCGAGGGAGAUUUUGCCACAGGGAGACAGAGCACGGAGCCUCGAGGGCCCCACCUACCCUGAGCCACGGACGUCGGAGAAAUGCCGCUCGGGCCUACCCCUGCUUCGGGCCGCUCUCCGGAAGAGUUGGAACAGUUGUGGUGGUAUUACAGGACGGAGGAUCCCACCCCGUGGAAUUACUCAAUGCUGGUCCUCUCCUGUUUGGUUUUGGUGUUGGGACUCUCUCUCCUGGGAACUAACAUCAGGAACAAAAGAAUUCGGAAGACACGGGCAAGAGAGAAACAACUGGCCGAGGCGUAUUCCCAGAGCUGCUCUAAGCCUUUGAAGGACAGCGAAGACUUAAAUAGCAUAAAAGACGGUUUCCUUUCAGAAGAGCCCACGGCGGGCCAGACGAUUGAGUUGAAGGAGAGACAGUUUACCGAUGUUAAAGAGGAAUCAACAGAAGCGGAUGUCUAGUGAGAGCUGAAGGGGUUUGACAAACAGAAACCUGAGCGACGUUCUGUAUGCCAAAACGGCUCCACAGCCAGGCACUUUGAAGGGCUGAAAUCACCAGCUUGACGUGAAUUGGAUCGAGGCAGGGAUAAACAUGCAGGGGUUUGCGGGUACUCUGGCCUAGUGAAAAGAGCCCGACCUGAGUUCUAGAUCCACCUCCGCCACUUGCCUGCCGUGUGACUUGGGGAAAGGCACUUUGCUUCUCUGUACCUCA